AUGGGCUUCGUUAAAGUCGUCAAGAACAAGCAAUACUUCAAGCGUUACCAAGUUAAGUUUAAGAGGCGCCGUGAAGGUAAAACUGAUUACUAUGCCCGCAAACGUCUCGUUGUUCAGGACAAGAACAAGUACAACACUCCCAAGUACCGUCUCAUCGUACGUCUAUCCAACAAAGAUGUUACUUGUCAAGUAGCAUACUCUCGAAUUGAGGGAGACCAUAUUGUCUGCGCUGCUUACUCCCAUGAGUUACCUCGUUAUGGUAUCAAGGUAGGUUUGACCAACUAUGCAGCUGCAUACUGCACAGGCUUAUUACUGGCGAGACGUCUUUUACAAAGACUAGGUCUUGACACAUUGUAUACUGGAGCAACUGAAGUCACUGGUGACGAAUACAAUGUAGAGCCAGUAGACAAUGGACCAGGAGCAUUUAGAUGUUACUUGGAUGUUGGUCUGGCAAGAACUACAACAGGAGCUAGAGUUUUUGGAGCAAUGAAGGGUGCAGUUGAUGGUGGCCUUAACGUUCCACACUCUCUGAAGAGGUUCCCUGGUUAUGAUGCUGAAGCAAAGAAAUUCAAUGCUGAGGUUCAUAGAGCACACAUCUUCGGUCUUCAUGUAGCAGAAUACAUGCGUAAUUUGGAACAAGAAGACGAAGAUUCCUUUAAGAGACAAUUUGGCAAAUACAUAAAACUUGGUGUUGCAUCUGAUGCUGUUGAAGGUUUAUACAAAAAAGCCCACGAAGCAAUCCGUGCUGAUCCAUCUUACAAGAAGAAGGAAGCCAAGAAAGACCCAGCUAAGAAGAAACGCUGGACCAAGCGUAAGCUGACAUUGGCUGAGAGAAAGAACAGAGUCAAACAAAAGAAGGAGUCUUACAUAAAGAGACUUCAAGCUCAAGCUGAUGCUUGA
Molecule: messenger RNA, 900 nt
Organism: Leptosia nina
Lineage: Eukaryota; Metazoa; Arthropoda; Insecta; Lepidoptera; Pieridae
Source: the annotation of a GenBank genome assembly